CUGAUUUCCCUACUCUCUUCGUGGACCAAUUUUUUUUUCCCUACUCUCAUCUAUUUAUAUUCAUCUCUCUUUCUACUUUCACACUAAUCAAUUAAUUUCAUAUUCCUUCAAGAACUCUUUACCUAUCAAACUACUAGCUAGUAUUCCUUUUUGUUACUUAUCCACUUCCCAUUUUUUAAAAUCACCUCAAAGAAAAACAUAAAUUUGAAUUUGAACUUCUUUUUUUGUUAUGGCAUUGAUCAAGAUUCUAUCGGUUCCUUUCCUUUUUGUUCUCCUUCUUCUUUUCCCUCUCUCAUAUUCAUCAUCUUCAUCUCACAAACAUGGUACUAGCAAAAAAAGCCACCGACAACAUUCAUCACUUCCUAAUAUUAUUCAAAAACAGUCAUCACUUUCCACUUCUUUUGACUUCAAAUUCUCAGGUUCAGCAGGGCCAUUAUUGAACCAAGAAACCUCUGAUCAUAGAAGUGGUAAAUGGAUUCUUCUUCAAAAAUCCAUUGGUGUCUCUGCCAUGCACAUGCAACUUCUCCAUAAUAACAAGGUUGUCAUCUUCGACCGCACGGAUUUUGGUUCUUCUAACCUUUCCCUUCCUCAAGGCAAAUGCAGGUACAAUGACGAAGCCCUCAAAGUAGAUUGUACCGCUCAUUCUAUCCUUUACAAUGUUGCCACCAAUACAUACCGUCCUCUCAUGGUACACACGGACGUUUGGUGUUCAUCUGGUGCCGUUAACUCUAACGGCACCCUCAUACAAACGGGUGGAUACCAUGAUGGUGAACGUAAAAUACGUUUAUUUUCGCCGUGUAGUGAAGAUGAAGAAAUUUGUGAUUGGACGGAACUUUCACAGAAUCUUACCGUUAAAAGAUGGUAUUCUACGGAUCAUAUACUUCCAGAUGGACGUAUUAUAAUUGUUGGUGGAAGAAGUGCUUUUAGUUAUGAGUUUUUUCCACAAAAUACAAACAAUAAUGGUACUUUUUAUCUUCCAUUCUUGAAGGAAACAACUGAUCCAGAAGAAAACAAUCUUUAUCCAUUUUUGUACGUUUUACCCGAUGGAAAUCUUUACAUUUUCGCUAAUCAACGCUCCAUAGUGUUGGAUUACGUGAAAAAUAUAAUUAUUAGGGAGUUUCCCAGAAUUCCAGGUGAAAAAAGGAAUUAUCCGUCGACUGGAUCAUCGGUAUUGUUACCGCUGAAAUUAGUCGGCGGUGAUAAGUCACCAGUGGUAGAGGUGAUGGUAUGUGGUGGUGCUAGCAGUGGCACGUUUUCACAAGUGGGGCAGGGUGUAUUUAUGCCUGCUUCGAGGACAUGUGGGCGAAUUAAGAUAACGGAUCCGGAGCCUGUAUGGGUCAUGGAGGAUAUGCCAAUGGGUCGGGUCAUGCCCGAUAUGUUGUUAUUGCCUACAGGAGAUGUAAUUAUAUUGAAUGGAGCAUCAAAAGGGACAGCCGGGUGGGAAAGUGCAAUUGACCCGGUAUUGAACCCGGUUCUUUACAAGCCAAAUGAACCCGACCCGAGUGAGAGAUUCAGUGUGCUCAAGCCUACCAGCAUUCCAAGAAUGUACCACUCAGCAGCGACGUUAUUGCCAGAUGGCAGGAUAUUAGUGGGUGGAAGUAAUCCACAUGUAAGGUACAACUUCACAGGCGUAAAGUACCCCACAGAGUUAAGCUUAGAAGCAUUUAUACCACCAUAUUUGAGUCCACAACACUCUCAUCUUCGCCCAUCAAUCUUGACCGUUAAAGGACCCAUAUCGUACGGUCAGGAAUUCUCCAUCACAUUUACUCUCGGGUUUUCUCAGCCUACAAAGGACCUCAUGGUAACCAUGAUUGCGCCCUCAUUUACCACACACUCUUUCGCUAUGAAUCAACGGUUGUUAAUAUUGGACAUUGUGAAAGUUCAACAACUGUCAGGGUUCGCGCAAAGGAUUACAGUGUGUGCGCCUCCAUCGCGUAAUAUUGCACCUCCGAGUUAUUACAUGGUGUUUGUGGUUCACAAAGGCGUUCCUGGACAUUCAGCUUGGGUAAAAAUGAAGUAAUUUUGAUAACCACAUUUUUUUGGCGUUGGCUUUGGCACAACAACUCAGUGUAAUCUUAUAAGUGUGAUCUGUACGCAGACCUUACCCCUAUCUUUGUGGGGGUAAAUAAACCGUUUCCAAUAGACGUAAUGGAAUUGGCAUCGUGUGGAAUUUAAUAGGUGCAUUACUAUUUCACCUAUAGGUAGCUGGAAUACGAAAUUUGGUACAGUUGAUAAAAUGUCACCAUUUUUUCCCAAAGUGGGAAAAAAGGAUUGGCGUAGCUUGUAGUCGGUUAUAUUUUUGUUUAGAGGAUUUUUCCUUCUUUUGGUAUAGUUGCCUAGCUUUCACUAUAGAGGCCUAGGUGAGUUAUUGUUUUGAAUACAAACAAUAAGAGGGGCAGGGAAGAAGAUUCCUCCUUUUUUACAUGUAAAACUAUGUUUCGAGCAUGUAAAGUUUUUAAUACUAUUGCUUUGAUUAUGUGCACAAA
Messenger RNA from Lycium barbarum (goji berry), 2486 nucleotides. RefSeq names its product aldehyde oxidase GLOX-like. The transcript is spliced from 3 exons. Lineage: Eukaryota; Viridiplantae; Streptophyta; Magnoliopsida; Solanales; Solanaceae. The coding region runs from base 230 to 2020 and encodes 596 amino acids. The record is from RefSeq and is a predicted model, not a curated record.